Molecule: messenger RNA, 3504 nt
Organism: Electrophorus electricus (electric eel)
Lineage: Eukaryota; Metazoa; Chordata; Actinopteri; Gymnotiformes; Gymnotidae
Gene: tgm1l1
Product: transglutaminase 1 like 1
Biological process (GO): peptide cross-linking
Molecular function (GO): protein-glutamine gamma-glutamyltransferase activity
Source: RefSeq, a predicted model, not a curated record
UAUAAGUAGAGGGCGGUCAUGGGGCUGAGAUAUUUAGCCGUCACUUCUUGUUUCUCAGAAGGGUUUUUGAAGUGCAAUACAGCGAAGCGAUUAUACUUAAGAGUGUAAGAUAUAGCUCGACUCAGCAAACGGUAGUCUGUUCGUCCUUGUUUUGAAUUCUUCAAUUAACUAACCUAACUGAAACGCGAGCAGACAUCAGAGAAGAAAAACUUUAGCCAGAAUGCCCGAGUCAAGAACGUCAGUCAGAGACAGCUCAGCUGUUGGGCGUUUCCAUGGAGCCACCGCCAGCAACGGACAGGCGGUCCUCGAGAAGGAGCCAGCAAGUAAGGAAGUAAAAGAGGAGGGGUUCUGUCGCCGCUGGUUUCAGAAGGCGUGCCCUUGUUGCUGUCGACGACAGAGCACUUCUUAUGACAUCACAAAUGAAAAAGAUGCGGAUGUCACCAAGAAUGGGGAGAAACUGACACCAAUCCUAGAACGCUCCCAGACUCACCCAGAAGAUAGAGAACUGGAGGAGCUGUCUCUGAUUGUGCGUUCUGUGGACCUGCUCAGUCUGAAGUCAGGACAAAACCGUAGGGAGCACCACACCGACCGUUACCAAAGUGAUGAGCUCAUCAUCCGGCGAGGACAGACCUUCCAAAUGGAGCUCAACCUUUCGCGACCUUUCAACAUCAACACAGACAAACUGUAUCUGGAUCUGAAGACAGGGUUGCUGCCCUUGGUGUCAAAGGGCACACAUGUCAUCGUGCCUCUGGUGGAAGAGCUGCAGGACCUGUGUUGGGAGGCCAAGAUCGUGGAACAGAACAGCAACCGGGUCAAACUCUCCGUCAAUUCUCCUGCCAACGCCAUUGUUGGCAAGUACAAGCUCUCUGUCACCACCCACUGUCCGAAGAGGGAGUCAGUCACGACGCACGACCCUGAAAAAGACAUCUACAUACUCUUCAACCCUUGGUGUGAAGAGGACACAGUGUAUAUGGAGAAGGACGAGGAGAAGGAGGAAUACGUCCUGAACGACACAGGGAGGAUCUACUAUGGCACAGAGAAGCAGAUUGGAGCUCGCACAUGGAACUUCGGACAGUUUCAUGAAGGCAUUCUGGAAGCCUGCCUGUAUGUGCUGGAGAAGAGUGAGGUUCCUCCAUCUGGUCGAGGAGACCCAGUGAACAUGGUGCGGGUCAUCUCCGCUAUGAUCAACUCUCCUGAUGACCACGGGGUACUGGAGGGUAACUGGUCGGGGAAUUAUGCAGGCGGCACGCCCCCCACAGCCUGGAGUGGUAGUGUGGACAUCCUGAAGAAAUAUCACAGAGAAGGGGGCGUGCCCGUCAAAUAUGGCCAGUGCUGGGUGUUCUCUGGUGUCACCACAACAGUAAUGAGGUGUCUUGGUAUUCCUACACGCAGUGUGACAAAUUUCCAGUCUGCUCAUGACACUGAUGUCUCCUUGACCAUUGAUGUGUAUUUCGAUGAGAAUCUGGAGCCAAUUAAUGACCUCAACUCUGACUCAGUGUGGAACUUCCAUGUGUGGAACGAUUGCUGGAUGGCUCGUCCUGAUUUGCCGCCUGCCAUGGGCGGCUGGCAGGCAGUUGACUCCACACCCCAGGAAACCAGCCAGGGAACGUUCCGCUGUGGCCCCGCUUCCAUCACGGGUGUCCGCAUGGGGCAGGUGUACUUGAUGCACGACACACCUUUUGUCUUUGCUGAGGUGAACAGUGAUAAGGUCUACUGGCAGAGGAACCUGGAUGGCACCUUCUCCCAGAUCCACCUGGAGAAGAAUGCCGUGGGCCACUGCAUCAGCACCAAGGCUGUCGGCUCCAACGAGCGCGUUGACAUCACAGACCUGUACAAACACCCUGAAGGUUCAGAAGAGGAGCGCAUUGCCGUGGAGACUGCCUGUCGCUAUGGCACCAAGCCAUAUGUGUAUGGAUCUCCAACUGCGGAGGAUGUAAACUUGGAGGUUAAGCUGGAGGGGGAGGGACCACGCAUGGGCAGUGAUGCCCGCCUUGAGAUUUGUGUGAAGAACCAGAGUGCAGAGCCACGCAGUGCAAUCCUCCACAGCAAGGUGGCUGUAAUCUACUAUACAGGUGUGCUGAAGGACACUGUGAAGAGUGAAAGGUUUCCUGUGGAGUUGAUGCCUAAUGAAGAGAAAGUCAUAGACUGGGUCCUGCCCUACCAGGACUACCAGAACCAGCUGGUGGACCAGGCGGCACUGAUGCUCACUUUGUCCGGUCGGGUCAGCGAGACGAAGCAGGUGCUGGCCUCUCAGACCAUCUUCCGACUCCGCACCCCAGAUAUCAGCAUCCAGCCUCUUGGAGAAGCUUACGUGGGCAAGGAAGCGUCCGCCAAGCUCACGUUCACCAACCCGCUGCCUUGCGCCCUCCACAAUGUGGUGCUUCGCGUGGAGGGUCUGGGCCUGAGGAACCUCCAUCCCAUUACCGUAGGUGACGUGGGCAAGCACAGCACAGUGACCGUGACGGAGCACUUCAUCCCGUCUCUCGCCGGGACCAGGAAGCUGGUGGCCUCUCUGGACUGUAAAGAGCUCACCCAGGUGCAUGGCGUGGCCGACAUCGUCGUGCAUGAGAGCCUGUGAAAGCAGUGAUAGCAGCCCCUGCGUCUGCUCACUAUCACCAUCCCACACUGUUACACACCAACAUUUUGUUCUGCAUAGUAGUAUAUAUUUUUAAUCAGAAGUAUUUGUACAAUGCAAUAUUUGAUUAAGAAUACCUGUACUACAGGUGAUAAUAAUUUAAAAAAAGAUAUUUCUUUUUGGCAUGUCAGUUUUUACUGAAAUUCUUUAUGAAUAUAAGUGUGAAUCUUACUCAGAUAUUCUUGCCCCAAAGUAAUUUCAUUAUCUGAGCCAUAUUAGACUGUGAGUCUGCCAUUCUGUGCAAAGCUGUAUAGUCAGGUUAAUACAUGUUAAUAUGCACACAUAUGUAUUAUUAGCAGUGAGACAGAAAUACCUCUUUUGGUUUUAAUUAUAAAAAUUAAUUAUUUUAAUCAUGUAUGCUUAGUGUAAAGACCUUUUACUGCCUAGUAGACAAAGUAUGAAGGCUUUAUAAAGAUGAAUUUACGCUUACAAUCUAACUGUAUAUACAGUGAAACAUAUGACCAACAUGUCCACUGUAUUAAAAACAAUAUAGAAUGUAUUUUUUAUUUCUAGUCUAACAUUGCUCCAACAGUGUUCCAGAAGAGAUGCUUAGGGUAGUUCUGUUCUUAUUCACUAUGCGAGGAAAAAGCAGAGGCAAGUCAGUAUUACAGUGAUGGGCUAUGCACCUUCACCACAAUUGCGUGUAUGGUGGCUAUGAUGCAGUGAAUCACUUUGCUGAACGUCGUCUUAGCUCGGAAACUCUAGCCCAGAGCCAUACUUCUUUUCAUAUUCUUGCCCUGCCCACUAAUCCCUGGAAUUUGAAACAGAUUAAACUAUCAAAUGCAAUUUUUUGAAAACUUCUAUUUAUCAGCAUACAUUCUCUUUCCCAAACAAAUGUUAUAUUUUAUUGUAAUAAAAAAAUUUGCUCA